GCACUUGAGUGAUAGUGAGCGUGCGGAGAGACAUCUCGCUCAUUCGUUGCCCGGCCGUUUGCGCAAUACUUCGCAAAAUUUGCGAGACCUGCGUGAAUCUUAUUAGACCAGGAGUCUCGAAAAAGACUCGCACGUUUCUUCGCACCGUUACCAGGCAAGAAAAUGUCGUUCGAUACUGAAAGUAAGAUACUUCGUUCCGUAUACCCAGUUGUACCAAUCCCGAGGGAACUCACAUACACGAAGCUUAUGGUGAACGCCCUGCUCAAGCAUGGAGACUCUGUGUGUCAGAUUGGAGCAGUAAGCGGCCGAAAACAGACCUACCGGGAGGUGCUUGAGACCAGUUACCGUUUGGCAUGCAGUCUGCAGAAGAUGGGACUGCAGACGGGAGCCCUGGUGGGGGUCAGGUGCGGAAUCAUUCUGGAGUACCUGGUCACAGCCAUUGCCAUCAUUCGAGCAGGGUGCACUGUGCUCUCCCUCAAAGGGCAGACGACACGCGAAUUCAAGUAUCAACUGCAGGACGCCAAACCUGUCCUAGUCUUUGCAGAACCGCAAUACUGCGCAAGGAUUCUAGAGGCAUCCCAAGGUAUCGAAAAUUUCAAGGGUGUAGCGUCGUUUGGAGAAUCGCCUGGCUGUUCCCUGUACGCUGACCUUGUCGCCGGAACCGACGGUCGGCUUCGAGAAGUCACUCUAGAUCCCAAAGAAGCCGUGAUGGUCAUCACAUAUUCCGGAGGUACGACAGGACCACCAAAAGGUGUCAUGCUCACGCAUCACAACUUCGUAGCCACUCAGAUCAUGUGGGACGCGUGGACUAUGAUGCUACCUGUGCCAAACUCCAGGACAGCCAAGCCAAUUACCCUGGACUGGAUGUCCCCUGUACAUCUCUCAGGCAUAGUUACAGUGCUGGGCAACUGUCUCAGAGGAUGCACUACAGUGUUGCUGUCAUCUGAUAAACCCAGAGACAUCUUAGCAGCCGUCGAGAAAUAUGGCAUCACCCACAUGCCCCUGAUGCCUACACGGUUGAUGAUGCUGCACAAUAGCGACCUCGUCGGCCAGUUCAACACGAGUACCUGGACCAGCGCUGGAGUGGGAGGUGGGGUUGUUCCGUCCGCAGUUAUCGAAGCCUUCAAGCGCAAAUUCCAGCUGGAAACAGUCUACUUUGGCUACUCCAUGACAGAGCUCACGGGCUUCUUGACCAUGCCAACAACAAACCCGGAGUCCAUAGGAGCACCCUUUCCUAUGACGGAAAUAAAGAUAAUCAACGUUGCGACCAAGGAAUCGCUCGGUCCUAAUGAAGACGGAGAGAUCUGUGCGAGAGGGCCUCAGGUGAUGAAGGGUUACCUCAACAGGAAAGAAGCAACAGAGCAGACGAUAGAUGCAGAGGGAUGGCUGCACACAGGAGACAUCGGUCACUUCGACGAUGACGGCAAUGUGACUGUCGUGGAACGUAUUAAGGACUUGAUCCGGUGCAUCGACGUGCACGUAGUGCCUGCUGAGCUGGAAGAGGUCCUCCUCUCGCAUCCGAGUGUUGCGGAAGCCGUCGUGGUCGGAGUGCCUCAUCUAGAAUUCGGCGAAGCUCCCAAGGCAUUCGUCAUUCCGGCUGUGACAAUAUCACCUGAAGUAGAGGACUCCCUCACCCAAGAACUUUUGCUAUAUGUUUCUGAGCAAGUGGAAUACCCAAAGCAACUACAUGGAGGUUUAGAAUUUGUGAGUCAACUUCCCAAGUCUUCAGCUGGACAAUAUCUACGGCGUGAACUCAAAGCGGAGCAAAUCAGAAAACAUCCUAUACCAUAAGUACCUGUGCAAAGGACAAGCACUUCAACAUCCAAAAGGUUACGAGUGAAUGGAUCAGUAAAUAAAUGUACGAUGGUUAAAUCCAAAUGCA
This is a messenger RNA of Ornithodoros turicata, 1882 nucleotides long. RefSeq lists its product as uncharacterized. Bases 163 to 1791 code for a protein of 542 amino acids. NCBI's taxonomy places the organism in Eukaryota, Metazoa, Arthropoda, Arachnida, Ixodida, Argasidae. The transcript is spliced from 10 exons. The record is from RefSeq and is a predicted model, not a curated record. Gene Ontology annotation, molecular function: CoA-ligase activity.